Aricia agestis (brown argus) is the source of this 1212-nucleotide messenger RNA. RefSeq lists its product as uncharacterized. The transcript is spliced from 7 exons. Bases 45 to 1127 code for a protein of 360 amino acids. The record is from RefSeq and is a predicted model, not a curated record. Gene Ontology annotation, biological process: protein targeting to ER. NCBI's taxonomy places the organism in Eukaryota, Metazoa, Arthropoda, Insecta, Lepidoptera, Lycaenidae. Gene Ontology annotation, cellular component: signal peptidase complex; membrane.
GUACUUCCCUUUUUGUUUAAACAAUUGAAAUAAAAUUAAAUCCAAUGUAUAAACUAGUAAGUGUUGUGGUCUUUACUUGUCUAGGGUUCGUGGCGGCGCAGUUGACGACGCGCUGUUUCCAGUUCACAUGGCUGGGGCCGCGGUACAACAAUGAGAGCGUGUUCCUCAAUGCGACCUGCCAGGAGGCCACCCGCCUCGCCUCCGGAGUGCCCUGCCAGAUGCCCCUCGUGGCCUCCUAUGACGGGUCAUGGCCCGAUGUAGAAUACAUCUGGACCCACCACGGCCAGAACGCCUCUUGUGUGUUGGCGGAGAACGACGUGUGCGCCCAGUUCACGUACUACUUCAAUGGCCAUCCGGAAAACUCAACCUACAUGUGCACCAGAGCUAUAGACUCAAAUGGCACUAUUGUCCGUAACGGCUGUUACCAGGAGGUCUCAGGCAGCUACAGCACCCAAGUAUGUUUCUGCCGAGGAGUAGCAGGAGGAGUGCCGUGUAAUAAUGCCCACUCUACGAAAAUAACAUUUGCAUUAGCAGCAUUCAGUUUAUGGAUUUUACAAAUAAUGUAUGGAAUAUGUAUAUCCUCUAAAAUGUAUUCAGUUCUAACUAGAGUUAAUGCAAUACUAACCUACACUCUCAGUGUGUUAGCAUGUCUAACAUUUCUAUGUUUUCUUUCUACCCUAACUGUGGAUUACAGAACAGCGGCUCAGAUGAAUACCGUGAAAGUAGUAGUGAAAAAUGUUCCUGACUAUGGCGAUUCCAGGGAAAUGAGUGACCUGGGAUACCUAACUUUUGAUCUCAAAACUGAUCUAUCGCACCUCUUCAACUGGAAUGUUAAACAACUAUUUUUGUACCUGACUGCUGAAUAUAUUACCCCCACUAAUGAGCUCAACCAAAUUGUACUGUGGGACAAAAUAAUUCAAAGAGGAGAAAAUUCAAUUUUAGAUUUUAAAAACAUGAACAUCAAAUACUACUUCCGUGAUGAUGGUAAUGGUCUCAAGGGUCACAACAAUGUUACUUUAACUCUCUCAUGGAAUGUGAUACCAAACGCAGGCUUGCUCCCAAACAUACAAGCCAUCGGCCAACACUCCUUCAAAUUCCCUGCAGAAUAUACAAACUCAAGAGUAUGAUUUAUAGUGUAAAUUAUAAAAGACAUGUAAGUGAUGGUUUACAUGAGUGUUGUUUAAGUAAGGAAUAUAUUAUGAGUUUCAAUAA